Aspergillus novofumigatus IBT 16806 is the source of this 441-nucleotide messenger RNA. RefSeq lists its product as uncharacterized. The transcript has a single exon. Lineage: Eukaryota; Fungi; Ascomycota; Eurotiomycetes; Eurotiales; Aspergillaceae. The record is from RefSeq and is a predicted model, not a curated record. Bases 33 to 200 code for a protein of 55 amino acids.
UUGAUAGGGACUGGGGAAGAAUGCCAACUACAAUGGGCAUCGCGGUCUUGACAGGCAAAUACACCCAGAGUGUGGCGAAGGCCCUACUCGCCUACAACGACGUUACUAUUCGCGGAUAUUGCCGAGGCCCGCAGAAACUUCCGAAGUCCAUCAUAUCAGAGUCAAUUAUUGACAUGAUCAGAGAUGAAUACGAUGACUGAGACGCCGCACGACGAUUCGUGCGCGGCUCUGACGUGGUUAUAUGUUGCUAUUUCGGUGAUGCAGAGCUCAUGACCGAGGGACAGAAGGUCCUGAUUGGCGCAUACGAAGACGAAGGAGUUCCUACAUACGUGGCCAGUGACAUUGCUGUCGAUUACACUAAGAUCCCGGCUUGAGCCCUAUUUCCGAAAGAAUCGGCUCGUGCUAUCAAGGAAUACUUGCAAACGAAGCGAGUGAACGGUG